GGGCCCUGAAUAUCCAGCUUUCUUUGGAGAAAACCACUGCAUCAGGGCGGCGCUGUUGGCUACAGUCGCCAGCCCGGCUGACCAUGGCCCUUUCUGCGGAGACCGAGUCACACAUCUACCGAGCUCUGCGCACUGCCUCUGGGGCUGCCGCCCACUUUGUGGCCCUGGGCUUUACCAUCUUUGUGGCUGUGCUUGCGAGGCCUGGCUCCAGCCUGUUCUCCUGGCACCCUGUGCUUAUGUCUCUGGCUUUCUCCUUCCUGAUGACCGAGGCACUACUGGUGUUCUCUCCUGAGAGUUCACUGCUGCGCUCCCUCUCACGGAAGGGCCGAGCACGCUGCCACUGGAUGCUGCAGCUCGUGGCUCUGCUAUGUGCACUGCUGGGCUUCAGCCUUGUCAUCCUCCACAAAGAACAACUUGGCAAAGCCCAUCUGGCCACACGGCAUGGGCAGGCAGGGCUGCUAGCUGUGCUGUGGGCAGGGCUGCAGUGCUGCGGUGGGGUGGGGCUACUCUACCCCAAAUUACUGCCCCGAUGGCCCCUGGCAAAGCUGAAGCUAUACCAUGCCACUUCUGGGCUGGUGGGCUACCUGCUGGGUAGUGCCAGCCUCUUGUUGGGCAUGUGCUCACUCUGGUUCACUGCCACCGUCACUGGCGGAGCCUGGUACCUCGCUGUGCUAUGCCCUGUCCUCACCAGCUUGGUCAUUAUGAACCAGGUGAGCAAUGCCUACCUAUACCGCAAAAGGAUCCAACCAUGAGCUCCUCCCAGCAUAGGGGAGACCUGGAUUUGCCCUUUACUGUAGGAGCUGGGGCUGGGACCCCCUGGACUCUUUCAGCUGACUUCGACAUCUCAGGCACUGGCUCAGUCAAGGGUAGGAGAAGACCCAUGUGUGAUAUUUUUGCUUCUUAUGCCAGAGUGUCUCCCUUUUCCUUCUCUUCUUUCCAUCAUCCCAGAGGAACAUACAGAUCAUGUAUCUGGAUGAAGCUGGGUUUGCAAGAUUGCCUCCCCAGCAAUGCAGCUCACACUUGUACUGGUAUGUUCAGAAAUUUCAGGAUAAAAAAUAAAAUUAAAAAA
This is a messenger RNA of Propithecus coquereli (Coquerel's sifaka), 1069 nucleotides long. RefSeq names its product cytochrome b561 domain-containing protein 2. The record is from RefSeq and is a predicted model, not a curated record. Gene Ontology annotation, molecular function: transmembrane monodehydroascorbate reductase activity. Gene Ontology annotation, cellular component: endoplasmic reticulum. The transcript is spliced from 4 exons. Bases 84 to 752 code for a protein of 222 amino acids. Lineage: Eukaryota; Metazoa; Chordata; Mammalia; Primates; Indriidae.